UUUUGAAAAUGAACAGUUUGGCCCGAGGGCCGAGGCCCUGCGUCUCCACCCUCUACGCGACAGUGCGGCAGCAGUGCAACAUCAACAAUAGCUACUACAAGAAUAAAAGCAUCAACACGCAGAAGAUCAGCAACACUGGCUGCAACACACUAAAAAGUACGUUCCUAGGCACAAUUGGCAGUACUUUGGGCCCGCACAGUGCGGCCGCCCGAUCGUUUGCGUCUGCAUGGAGUCAAUGAGACGUAACGAGGCGAACACUAGCCACCACCCGAAUAAGGUGGCCCUGAAUAGCAGCAACGUAGCAACGGAAAGCAAUAUUAAGAGUAAAUUGUUAGCUAAUUUAAGUGCGGCAAACGCAACAACAACGAUAGCAGCAGGAAUAGCGGCUACAACAACAACAGCAGCAGCAACAACAACAGCGGCAGCAGCAACGACAACGGCAGCCACAAACCAAGCAUUGAAUUUCAAUAACAAAGUGAAGGCAACAACAGCAACGAAUAAUUUGCAAGGCAACAGUGCGAUUAAGAAGCAUACGAAAUUGAUUGGCGCUAGCAAAGCAAACGCUGGAAAUACAACGACAGCAAACAACUCAACAGCGUCGGCCAGUAGCAGCAGCAGCAGCGCAUCAAAUUCAAGUGAAUCAAAGGACACAAACUUUGAGUACGAGGACGAGUGGAAUAUUGGCGGCAUACCAGAACUGCUGGACGAUCUAGACGCUGACAUCGAAAAGUCGGCGGAGCAUUCGGGUGGUGGCAACCAAACGACUGCAACACCAACAACUCCAGCAGCAGCAGCAGCAGUAACAUCAACAACAACGACAACGCUAAAUGCUAAACAAGCAAACAGCACAGCAGCAGCAUCCUCAUUAUCAACAGCAGCGGCAGCAGCAGCAGCAGCGGCAGCUCACAAAUCGCACAAGACCACAUUGCAUAGCAAUUUGUCGGCCACAUCGCCAACCACAAUUAAGUUCACACGCCAGCCCAUUGCCAGCAGCGGCAGCGCCAACGCAACGCCAGCAGCGGCAAUAGCAGCUAGUAGCAACACUAGCAACAGCAACAACAACAGCAGUAGCACCAACAGCUCAGCUGUGCUAUCUAGUAGCAAGGGAUCGUCCUCUUCCACGGGCAAACAUCAUCAUCACCACCAUCACCAUCAUCAUCAUCAUCAUAGCACAGCUAGCAAGGGCUACAAAUCAGCAUUAGUGGCACAGCUAAACAGCCCUGGUCUCAAUCACAACAACAACAACAAUCAUCAACAAACAAAAAACAACAACACCAGCAGCAGCAGCAGCAGCCACAACAACAUCAACAACACAAACAGCAGCAGCAGCAGCAGCGCAGCCAACGCAGGCACCGGCAGCACAUUGUCCUCCUCGACAUUUGCCGGCUUCUCCAAAGGCGGCAAUUUGGUCUCUUCCUGCGUCAGUCAGUCUUCCACUACAGCAGGCGGCAGCAGCAGCAGCAGCAGCGGCAGCAGUAGCGGCGGCGGCAGCGGCAGCGGUCAGCAGCAAGCUAAACUCUCCGCUGGCGGUAUGUCCUCGCAGGCAGGCAGCAACACUAGCAACAACAACAGCGGCAGCGGCAACAGCAGCAGCAACAAUAGCAGCAGCGGGAACAACAACAGCAGCAGCAUAGGCAGCAACACAAUUGGUGGCGCCACAGUCGGUGGCCAAGGUUCGCAAAGCGGCAGCGGUAAAUCGAGCGCAAAAAUGUCCAUUGAUCAUCAGGCAACGCUCGAUAAAGGACUCAAAAUGAAGAUCAAACGCACGAAGCCCGGCACCAAAAGUUCCGAGGCCAAACACGAAAUAGUCAAGGCCACAGAUCAACAGCAGCAGCAGAACGGUGCGCUGGGCAACAGCAGCUCGAACAGCAGCAGCCAGCAGGAGGAUGGCGGCAGCAGCAGCACCAGCAGCAGCAGCAGUAGCGGCGGCGGUGGGGGCGGUGCUGGUGGCGGCAGCAGCAGUAGCAACAGCAGCAAUGCCAAUGCGUCUUCCCUCAGCAACAAUUCAAGCAGCAGCAGCAGCGGCAACAACAACUCGGGCAACUCUUCCGGCUCGAACAGCAGCAGCAGCAGCGGCAGCAGCAGCAAAAAACAUCUCAACAAUUCCAGCAGCAGCAGCAGUAGCGGCAGCAACAACAACAGCAACAAUAACAACAACAGUAGCAACAGCAAUGCCAAUCCAAAUAAUACGCACGGCAGCAACAGCAGUAGCAGCAGCAGCAGCAACAACAACGCACAGUCAACGCCGCAGGGCAACAAGCGAGGGAGCUCUGGGCAUAGGCGCGAGAAGACAAAGGAUAAGAACGCACAUUCCAAUCGCCUCAGCGUAGACAAGUCAGCUGCGUCGGCAGCUGGUGAAAAAGACACGCCCGAAAAGAACGCCAGCAACAGCAACAGCAAUAGCAACAGCAGCAGCAGCAACAACAACAACAACAAUAACAACAGCACCAGCAACAGCAACAAUUGCCAGUGCAAUGGAGAUGUUGCUGCGGGCUCAGCGCCGCCGUGUUCACAUCAUGCCUGCAUACGCCGCAGCAUGGGCAACAACAACGGCAGCAACAAUGCCACAGCCACGGCUGUGCCGCCCGGCGUAUUUACGCCCUCUGCCGGCUCGCCGGCUGCUGUGGUCUCGGCGGCCGCCUCGCUGCUGGCUGCCACAACAGCGGCCAGCAAUGCCUCGCAGUCAGCUGCGGGCAAUGGCAGCGGCAGCGGCUUGAAUGCUGGCGCUGCCAAUGCGCCUGGGCCGCCGGGCAAGGAUGCAAGCAUUAAGAUAUCCUCACACAUUGCCGCACAGCUGGCCGCAGCGGCUGCAUCAUCCAGCGGUGGCAGCAACAGCAAUGCCAGCAACAGCAGCAGCGGCAACAACAACAACAACAGCAACAACUACACGGGCAGCCAGAGUGUUUCAGCUGCGGCGGGCGGUGCAAGUGCCGCAAAUGCCGUCGCAGGCAGCAAUGCUGACAGCAAGGCGGCCAGCCUGGCACAGGCCAAGCUAAUGGCGCCCGGCAUGAUCUCAGCCACCAUGCACCACACGAUUUCGGUGCCCGCCAGCAGCAGCAACAGCGGCGGUGUCGGCGGUGGUGGUGGUGGUGCCGCCGAUGAGGGGAGCUCAUCGCCGCCUGCCAAACGUGCCAAGCAUAGCGACAACAGCAAGGACAUGGUCGACAUCUGCAUUGGCACCUCGGUGGGCACCAUCACCGAGCCGGACUGCCUCGGCCCCUGCGAGCCCGGCACCUCGGUCACCCUCGAGGGCAUCGUGUGGCACGAGACCGAGGGCGGCGUGCUCGUCGUGAAUGUGACGUGGCGCGGCAAGACCUAUGUGGGCACCCUGCUCGAUUGCACCCGACACGAUUGGGCUCCUCCAAGAUUCUGUGAUUCACCAACUGAAGAAUUAGAUUCUCGUACUCCAAAGGGACGCGGCAAGCGCGGACGCAGCGCAGGUCUGACGCCCGAUCUGAGCAACUUUACCGAAACCAGAAGCUCGAUCUACUUCUCGCAUGCCCAGGUGCACUCGAAGCUGCGCAAUGGCGCCACCAAGGGACGCGGUGCGACGCGCAGCGCCACUGGCAAUGCGACCAAUAGCGGCAGCUCGUCGGGCAAUGGAGGCGGUGGUGGUGCCACGCCCAGCACCUCACCUACAGCAUUUCUGCCGCCGCGGCCCGAGAAACGCAAGUCGAAGGACGAGGCGCCAUCACCGCUCAACGGCGAGGCCGGCGACGGUGCCGGAGGCAUGGUGAGCAUGGUGAAUGCCAGCGGCAUUCCCAUCUCGGCCAGCGGCGGUGGCCUGGCCACCCAGCCGCAGAGCCUGCUCAAUCCAGUGACCGGACUCAAUGUGCAAAUCAACACAAAGAAAUGUAAGACUGCCUCGCCCUGCGCGAUCUCACCGGUGCUGCUCGAGUGCCCCGAGCAGGACUGCAGCAAGAAGUACAAGCACGCCAACGGGCUGCGCUACCAUCAGUCGCAUGCGCACGGCGCCAGCGGCAGCAGCAGCGGCGGCGGCGGUGUCAGCUCCAUGGACGAGGACUCCAUGCAGGCGCCCGAUGAGCCAGCAACGCCGCCAUCGCCGCUGCCAGCAGUGGCAGCAGCAGCAGCAGCAGCAGCGGCGGCGGCGGCAGCGGCGACUCCAACAGUUGCCGCUAAUGGAGCAGCCACACCAACAGCACCACCAGCCACAGCACCAACAGCAGUAUCGCCUUCAGCCGCAGCCGCAGCAGUAGCAGCAACAGCAGCGGCAGUGCCUGUUGCUACUACGGCAGCAGCAGCGGUAGCGGCAGCAGCAGAGGCAAACGGCGCAACAGCAAAUGGCACUGCAUUGCCAGCUGCUGCAGGCGCAGCCACAGAUCCAGUAGCUGCUGCUGCUGCUGCUGCAGCGGCUGUUGCUGCUGUUGCUGGUGUGGCGGCACCAUUGCCAGUGUUGCCGCUGGUUGUCACAGCAGCAGCCGUGCCACAGCCACCGCCAGCAACGCCCACACAAGCGCAGCCAGCAGCAGUGUUGCCACCCGGUGGCAUGCCUGGCAGCCAACCCAUUGCAGGCGGCAGCAUCACGGCCGGCAUCUCCACACAGGCGCUGUCCCAGCAUCAGCUGCUGGGCGGACUCGUCGGCGCCGGACUGCCGGCAAUGCUAUCCGAGCAGCAGCAGCAGGCGCUGCUACAGCAGGGAGCAUUAAAAGCGGGCGUCUUACGCUUCGGUCCGCCUGAUGCGGCAGCUUUGCAGCAACAACAACAGCAGCAGCAACAGCCGCCGCCUGGCGUGAACACGCAGCAGUCGCCGCCUGGACAGAGUCCACUGCGUCCGCCCAGUCUGUCGCAGGAUCCACAACAGCCACCCGCCGGUGGCUAUGUGCCACAACAGCAACAGCAGCCGCCGCCAGGGUUGAAGAGCUCGCCUGGCUUUGGGCCUGCUUCGGUGGGCGCCAGCAGCAAGCAGAAGAAGAACAGGAAAUCGCCUGCUCCGGGCGAUUUCGAUGGCAGUGUUUCGCGCGAGGAUGUGCAGAGUCCAGCGUACAGUGAUAUCUCGGAUGACUCCACGCCCGUUGCGGAGCCAGAGCCGCUGGACAAAUCGCAGCCGGUCAAGCAUAUUGAGCUGCUUGGCAAGAAACCCAGCGAGGUGGGCGUGCCACCAGCGCCAACGCCCAAUAUACCGCCCUCGUUGGCCGGCUAUGGCAUGUAUCAGUUCUAUCCGGCGGCACAGCAGCAGCAGCAGCAGCAGCAACAACAACAGCAGCAACAGCAACAACAGCAGCAGCAACAACAGCAAUUGCAACCACCGCCGCUGCCACAGCAACCGCAGCCACAGUACAUGGUGCAACCCGGUCCGGAGGCACUGCAACCAGGCAAGCAGCAACUGCAACAGCCGGGGGCACCGCCAGCUACCUCACAGACGCCACAGUCGCAUCUGUUGGCGCCGCCCGCCCAGCAGGCUGUCGGCCAUCUGACCGACUACAGCAACAAGAACAAGGAGCCGCCAUUGGACCUGAUGACAAAGCCACCAUCACAGCCAAGUGGCCCACCUCAGCAGCAGCAACAGCAGCAGCCCGACAACAAUGGCAAGGACAACGGUCCACCCCCAUCGCAGCCGGCACCGGUGCAACCGCCGCCGGUUAAUCUCAGCGCUGUGGCUGGACCACCUGGCGGUCUGCCGCCUGGUAUCGCUGGGCUAGCUGGUCUAGGCGGACCAUCGCCUGCCAAGGCUCUGGGACAUUUCUAUCCCUACAACUUCAUACCGCCGGGCUAUCCUUACAGCGUAGAUCCCAACUUUGGACCCGUUUCGAUUGUGGCCUCCGAGGAGGCCGCCAAGCUGGGCGGUCAUCCUGGCUUGCCACCCAGUUCGCAGGCACAACAACAGCAUCAGCAGCAGCUCGCCGGCAUUAGCAUCAAGGAGGAGCGCACCAAGGAGAGUCCCAGCCCGCAUGAUAACCCCAAGCAUAUGCCGCCACAGCAGCAGCUGCUGAGCAACAAGCUAAUCAAACAGGAGCCAAUGAUCAAGCAAGAGAUCAAACAGGAACCCAAUCAGCAGCCACCGCCGCCAACGCAUCAGCAGCAGCAGCAACAACAACAGCAGCAGCAACAGCAGCAGCAGCAACAACAGCAGCCACCGCCACAGCCACAGCAGCCACAUGCACUGCAUCCAAAGGAUCUGCAGGCGCUGGGCGCUUAUCAUCCAAGCAUCUAUCAGCGUCAUUCCAUGAGCCUGGCGGCAGCAGCGCGCGAGGAUGAGCUGCGACGCUACUAUAUGUUCUCGGAUCAGCAGCGGCGUCAGAAUGCUGCAGCUGUUGCCGCGGCACAGAAUGCUUCCGGCAUGCAACCGCAUCCUGGAAUGCCGCCCCAGCAUAAAGAUGAGUCCAGCUUAAGCUCGCAACAGCAGCAGCAACAACAACAACAACAGCAGCAGCAGCAGCAACAGCAACAACAGCAACUAUCGCUAGCACAUCAGCAGCAAGCGUUGCAACAGCAUCACCAGCAUAUGCAGCAGCAGGCGCAGCAGCAACACCAGCAGCAGCAGCAACAGCAGGCGCAACAGCAGCAGCAACAACAGCAGCAGCAGCAACAACAGCAACAGCAGCAACAACAGCAACAGCAGCAGCAACAACAACAGCAGCAACAGCAACAGCAACAACAGAAGCUUAAGCAAUCGCAAGCCAAUGCGGCAGCCAAUAACAAGGCAACCAACCUGACCAAGGAUUCGCCCAAACAGAAGGGCAACAGCGCCGCCGACGAUGAUCAGCAGCAGCAGCAGCUGAAGGUGAAGCAGGAGGGCCAGAAACCUACCAUGGAAACGCAAGGUCCGCCGCCACCGCCUACAUCGCAAUACUUUCUGCAUCCCUCGUACAUUUCGCCUUCGCCAUUUGGCUUCGAUCCCAAUCAUCCGAUGUACCGCAAUGUGCUGAUGUCCGCAGCUGGGCCAUACAAUACGCCGCCGUAUCAUUUGCCCAUAACGCGCUAUCAUGCGCCCGAGGAUCUGUCGCGAAAUACGGGCACCAAGGCGCUGGACGCACUGCAUCAUGCGGCCAGCCAGUACUACACCACGCACAAGAUCCAUGAGCUGAGCGAACGUGCACUCAAAUCUCCCACCAGCGCCAGCGGACCGGUCAAGGUCAGCGUCAGCAGCCCCAGCUUGGGUCUGCCGCAACCGGGCGGCGGACCCGGCAACGGUGGGCCCGGCUCUGGACCCAGCGUGCUGGGCGGCCCAGGUCCCAAUCCGCCAGGCACGGCGCCAGGCAGUGCAGGCGGUGUUCCACUGAAUCUGCAGCCACCGCCCGGCAGCCUAGGCGGCCCGCCGUCCAACAAACCCGACAUGGCUGGCCAAAAAUCGCAUGGCGUGGCGCCCGGCGCAGCACUCGAUGCCCACAAGCAGCCGCUACCUGGUGCACCGCCCAUCGGUGCCGGCCCCGCUGGCAAUGGAGCUGUAGGAGUGGCCGGCGGCGGUGCUGGCAAUGGUGCUGCUGGUGGUGCUGGUGCCGCCGAUUCGCGCAGUCCGCCGCCGCAGCGACAUGUGCACACACACCAUCAUACGCACGUCGGCCUCGGCUAUCCCAUGUACACGGCGCCCUAUGGAGCGGCCGUUUUGGCCAGCCAACAAGCGGCUGCAGUAGCUGUGAUAAAUCCAUUUCCGCCGGGUCCGACAAAAUGAGAACAACUGAACGGCAGCAACGAGAAGAAGGCCUACAAUGUGAAGAACAACUAGCGGAAUGCUGGAAUGGGAUCCGAAUGCGGAUCGAGUUGGAGAUCGAGAACGAAACUGGAAGAGGCAGUGGUUGAUAAAUACCCAAAUGCAUUUGCUAUUAGCCCUGGGCGUGCGCACAUAAAUCAUAUAUAGCAUAUAAAUAAAGAAUAUAUAUUUAAUAUUUUUACAAAC
Molecule: messenger RNA, 7855 nt
Organism: Drosophila mojavensis
Lineage: Eukaryota; Metazoa; Arthropoda; Insecta; Diptera; Drosophilidae
Product: mucin-19
Exons: 10
Coding region: 227-7630 (2467 amino acids)
Biological process (GO): regulation of transcription by RNA polymerase II
Cellular component (GO): nucleus
Source: RefSeq, a predicted model, not a curated record